Messenger RNA from Dichomitus squalens LYAD-421 SS1, 3630 nucleotides. RefSeq lists its product as uncharacterized. Bases 53 to 2899 code for a protein of 948 amino acids. The transcript has 5 exons. Lineage: Eukaryota; Fungi; Basidiomycota; Agaricomycetes; Polyporales; Polyporaceae. The record is from RefSeq and is a predicted model, not a curated record.
CGACCUCCAAGCACCUGCUACGCCCCACAAGCUAUUUAUUAAUCCUACAUGCAUGGCAGAUCCCGCAUUUCCCCUCACGAUCGACGACACCUCGCCGCUCGUCCUCUACACCCCCUUCGCGGACACCUUCGGCCCGGAACAGACCGCGCAAGGCUGGAACCCGUACUACACGGGAAGCGGUUUCGCCACGGUCGACUCAGGAGCCGGGUCUCCCGUGGAUUCCGCUAUCGGCAAUGGGACGAGUCUGCACAUUACCGCAGCGGACGAGGCGGCACUACAGAUCACAUGGAACGGCACAAACAUCACGCUCUACGGAACACUGGUACCAGCAUCAUCGGACGACCUACCAGAAGCCACGUAUACCGUCAAUCUAGAUGGCAUUACUACGACCAACUUUCUCUCCUCAUUGCCCAAGCCUGCGACAGUCCUCGACGCAGACACCGAUGUCCUCGUGCAAUUCAACAGUCUCCAGGACGGCCCGCAUACCCUCCAGUUGACGUUUCACAAUCCCGAUGGGACUGCAAGCGGCGGAAAUGCCACGAGUGGGCCCUUUAUUGCCUUCGACCGCGCUGUCGUAGAAGUAGGUGCCGGCAUGCCAAACCCGACACAGAGCUCUUCCCUGUCGAGUACGGCCGCCCCGUCGCCGACGGCUUCUGCAUCAGCCGUCACCGCCCCCCUUCCGGACAGCGCGACUGCGUAUCGCGGCCAGUGGGACUUCGACACGAACAUGCUUCCCGGAUCGAGUGCGUCAUUCCAUACCAGCACGAACAUCGGGGAUAAGGCGACGUUGAUGUUCAACGGCUCCGCCGUUGGGCUUACGGGCCUCACCACCCCCGACUCUGGGGCGUACAACGUCUCGCUUGAUAGCGCAGAGCCCGUAACAUUGUCUGGGCGCGCGUCAUUCACGUCCUCGGAGCCCACGCUUUUGUUCUUUCGCACAGGCCUCGAUCCAUCUGUCAUGCACUCCAUCGAGGUUGUCAACGCAGGUCCCUCGGGUGCGGGGCAGGGCGCGGGCUCGCGCCUCGUCCUCGGCGCGGUCAAUGUCACGACGAUCCAGCCACCUGCGACGUCUGUCGGGACGGCCAAAGGGUCAGGCUUGCCUCGAGGGGACGUCGCUGCUAUAGCCAUCGGGGUGACGCUCGCGGUCGCCGCGCUAGCCGUUGUCCUGUUCUUUUUCAUCCGGCGGCGGCGGCGUCUGAGUCGCCGCAAGCGGCAGAUGCUCGUCAACCCCGAGAUCAGCCGCGCUCACAACCUGGCGUUCCUAUUUUCGCACAGACGACAUAGCAAGCGCGGCGAGCGCGACCCGCAGAGGGCGCUCGGAGGCAGCUACGAGGGUGGGGUGUUGGACAUCCGCAGCCCGAUCCCCGAGGAGAAGGCGGACGAGUCGGACGACUCCGAGGAUGGGCAUGGCGAGGUCGACGGGCAGCGGCUCUCUGCGGCCGAGAAGGGGAAGCAGCGCGCGACGCGGCAGAGCAACGCGUCGAAGAACUCGGAUGGGAGCUACUCCAUCGAGCUUCCUGAUCUGACGAUCGCCCAGGUGCCGCGGGGAUACCUUCCUACCUCUGUGGUGCCCUCGACGCCUUCUCCGCCCAGGACGGUGUCGUCGCCGACUUCGCCGCGCAGUCCUACCCGCCCGAGAGGGCCGCGUGAGCUCCCGGGGCGCGAGUCUACAACGCGGGGUAUCCUCCUGAGUAGCAUGCCUCCUCUCCCGCGAGUAGAGGUCACCGACGAGGGUCAGCUGGUAUCACCCGUCCCGUCGUAUCUCCCGGAGGCGCACAUCUCUCCGCUGCGGGUCGAGUUCGCGAGCAACGUGCAGGCGCGACCGGAAGGUCGAACAGAACGCACUAUCAGCACCGGCGCAAUCUCCCUGCCACAGUCGCUCAAACAGGCGUUGGCUCAGCAACAGCAACAGCAACAGCAACAGCAACAGCAGCAACAGGCGACGGUCAGUCAAACGUCGGAGCCCCCGUCUCCUGCACGUUCGAAUCUGGUGUACUCCUUCCUGGAUUUCGCCUCAACGGCGAGUUCGCUGUCACGCUCUCAAAGCAAGUCUACGUCCAACUCGACAGGGAAGUCUCGAAGCUCUUCGCAGUCGAAGAGGAAGUCGGACAGCGAGCAUUCCAAGGGGAACACUGCCAGCGAGCAUUCGCAAGUCGUGAACUGGGCCACACUCCCUCCCAACCGCCGCAUAUCCCUUGGGCUAUCCAUGACAGUCGGUGGUGCGACAGCGUCACGACCAUCCUUGAUGACGAAUGUGUCGCUGCACCCCGUGCCGUUGUCCCAAUCCGCACCGGCACUCUCCGUGUCUACCGAACACGCGCCCCCGUCCCCUAACACCCCGCAGAUCGAAGGCCCAGACCAGGACUUCCCCUACGACGCGAACCAGCUUCCUUCCCCAACCGACUCCGUACCUUACACCGUUUCGGACAUCCACUUCCGCCACUCGACGCAUUCGUCAAUCUCCAUGCCCGCGGAGUCUCGCCGUCAGUCUGGCUACCGCUUGAGCGGUUCUCACCGACCGCCACAUCCCCCACUACCCAGCGCUGGGCCUGCAUCACCCACCCGCCCCACCCACCAGCGAGGAGGAUCCCCCUCGGGUUCGCAGAGCGUGCCGCCGCUCAUCGUGCAGCGGAUCCUCGGACGGACUCCGAGCUCGAAUCCCGCGUCACCACCAUUCACUAGCCCGACAACGCCGCAAUUUGCGAGCGUCGCGGGUACGACUGCGGCCACGCGUGCGACUGGCAGCUCUAGCCCCACGCAACUCCGCGGGUCGGGCUCGGGGACAGGACCGUCUUCGUCCACCACCAAUGUGCAGAGUUCGCCUGCGCCCGCCCCGACACCCGGAUCUGCGACAACUGUGUUUGGGUUCCAGUUGGGCCGCCGUAGCGAGCGGUCAUAGCGCUGUCCUCUCCGUCCCUCUCCUCACUCUUCAACCACCUCUGCGCGCUUGCGCAUCGUGUACAUACCCAUCCACUCUCGUUACGACCUUGACACCUCGCCCUGCACAGCCUGGCGUGGAUGUCACCCUGCUUGCUUCGAGUCCAGUGCACAAUGGAGUUGUUUACUGCGCCAUUAACUUAUCGUGACGUCCCUAAUCGGCUCGCGUUCCUCCUUCCCCCGUACAUGGUUUGUUUUGCAGGCGGUGUCGGGCGGUGAUGGUUGGUUUGCUUGCUCGGCGCCGACUACCUGUGUGCGUAUCCCCCUCUGCAUGUCUUCUACUGUUGCAUCACCGUCACAUGGACUUGUAGAGUGCUCUUAUAUACCACCUCCACCUCGCCCCCAUCCAGCUGCGUGUUUACUCACAUCCUCUCUCAGACACGCCUCGCUUGUAUCCGCUGCCCGCACACGUACCUCUCGCAAAUAUCUAUAGUACCCUCCGUUUACCUCCCUGGUAUUGGUCAGGAUCUUCCCAUCCGUCUCUAUCUUCUGUCAACAUUUCGUUUUAUCUUCAACUUCAAUGUACAUGUAGCAACCCUUCAUCACCAGCAGGCUCCUCUUCCACUUCACUUCGUCAUAUUCUUCAUUGCAAUUUACAUUCUGCUCACCAAUGGCAUUGCAUGUCUUGCGUAUCUCGCAUCUGUACAUGUACAUCCAAGGCACGCUCAUUUGCGCCUGUUCCACCAUCCUGUC